AAUAAGCACGGCAUAAUGCAAAACGAAAUAACGUUCGUCUGCGAACUAAGGCGGUAACGAGUAAUGUAGUCCAUAGGCCUGUGCCGCCGAAUUGUAGAAGCAGAAAACACCGACGUCACGUAAUGUCGUAACGUCGUAACAACCGGUAACCAGCCAUCUACAGGAGCGCGGGAGGGAGUCGACGAUAACGCACACCAGGACUACCACAGACCACUAUGGCUUCCGAUGACAUAGCCCUGCUGGCCGAGGCGUUGUCUAAGACCCAUGUAGGAAAUGGAGAGUUGAGCUACAAGGGCCGAGGACUGAAGCUGGACACCGCGGAGUCUGUGAAGGAGCUGGUUGGUGAGAUAGAGGAGUACCAGGGACUCCGGGCCCUGCGGUUGGAAGGAAAUACACUGGGAGUGGAGGCAGCACGGGCCAUUGCCAAAGCCUUGGAGAGCAAAGACCAGCUUCAGAGUUGCCAUUGGAGUGAUAUGUUCACUGGUCGCUUGCGUUCUGAAAUUCCCAAUGCCCUGAGAUCCUUGGGCAGUGCGUUGAUGACAGCAGGGGCCAGACUGACAGAGCUUGACCUGAGUGACAACGCCUUUGGGCCAGAUGGGGUGAAGAGCAUUGAGACUCUCCUGAAGAGCUCGGCGUGUCACUCUCUACGGGAGCUGAGACUCAACAACUGUGGCUUGGGCAUCGGAGGGGGCAAGAUCCUGGCGAUAGCACUGACUGAGUGUCAUAAACAGUCUGCUGCUCUCGGCGUCCCACUGAAACUCAAAGUAUUCAUCGCCGGCAGGAAUCGCUUGGAGAAUGAAGGAGCCACAGCCCUUGCCAAGGCAUUUCAGCUGAUGGGAAGUCUGGAAGAGGUGCAUAUGCCCCAGAAUGGGAUUAACCAUGCCGGGGUGACAGCUUUGGCCUCCGCCAUGCAGCACAAUCCCCACCUCCGAGUCCUUAACCUGAACGACAACACUUUCACCAAGAGAGGGGCCCUUGCUAUGGCUCAGGCUCUCAGGCACCUGAGGAGUGUACAGGUGAUCAACUUUGGGGACUGCUUGGUGCGCUCUGAAGGGGCCAUCGCUAUCUCAGCUGUGCUCAGAGAAGGACUGCCCAUCCUCAAGGAGCUGAAUCUGUCCUUUGGGGAGAUCACAGAGGCAGCCGCCCUGGUGGUGGCACAGGCUGUGCAGGACAAACCCCAUAUGGAGAAACUGGAUCUGAACGGCAACUGCCUGGGGGAGGAGGGAUGUGAGGCUCUGAAGGAGACCAUGGAGAACAUGGACCUGGCCGACCUGCUGGGGUCUCUGAGUGAUGAUGAAGGGGAGCCUGAUGAAGAUGAUGAGGAGGAGGAGGAGGAGGAAGAAACGGAUGAGGAGGAUGGAGAAGAGAUAAAGGAAAAUGGGGUGACAGAAGGAGUCAGUCCUGUGAAUCACCAGCCAGCCUGUCAUCCAGAGGUUGUCUCUUUUCUUAGCUUCCCCACUGCUGAAGGGCUCCUCCAACUAGGCAAGAACAGGCCUGGGUUCAUCCAGCAACAGGUGGAUGUGUCUAACUCAGAAGUGGCUGCAGAUGCCUUCCUGAAAAUCUCCUCUCUAUACAAUGACGACUCUGAGAUCAACAAGGCUGUGCUGGAGACCGUUGAUGCCCUGUUGAAAAAGGCCUUCUCUGGCUCCUCCCUUCAGACCUACAGCUUCCUAUCCACUCUCCUGGUGAUGCUGGGGCUCCUCAAGGUUGGAACACAAUGGAGAGGGCAAGGUGAAGAAGGUACAGGUCUUACCUGGUCACCUGUUAGUUCUGGAGCACACUGUCCAGCAGGACUACUUCCCUCAGGACCAUGCCUCCCUGCUGGACACUUUUGUUGCCAGGCAUGGUAAAGCCCUGAAGUCCUGCAGCAGUGCCAGAGAUAGUCUCAAGUCCACUCUAGAGAGGAGAAUCUCCCCUGAGUGCUGAGCCCUUCUGCAGUGCAAACCAACCAGUAAACGGCACAUAUCCAAUGCACACUGCCCCUCACCCUCAGGACAGAUACAAACACAUACCACAGAAUUGACCAUUGCACUGAUAACGGGGAAUUCCUUGCAUGAGGACCUUGCGUAGGUACUUUACACUGGACAGAAAAUAGGGACAAAUACCAAUCUACCCUCAGUACAUAACAUUGCGUUUUAGAUGCAUGAAGCUCCCUAAUGAAGACAUUGAAGACGACUACUUAUCUGACAGGAUUUCAUCUUCAUUUUAUUUUUGUACUUGUUCUUGCUAAUGCUAUAAUUUUUUUUUUAUGAAAAAGGGAAAAAGUCUUAAGACACAAAGGGAAAAGUCAUUGGAGAAAAUUGCAGAUGAUUAAAUAGGGAUGGUUGUCCUUAAGAACUUAGAAGUUCCAUGCAUAGCAUAGUAGUUGUAAGAACCCAAUGUGCCACAUCUGUACAGCUGAACCAUAAUAUUAUCGGCCCAUAUUAUUCCCCUGAGUUCAACCAGGUCAGAUCUAUUACUGUGCAUCAGACUGUAAGGAGGAAUGGACUACAGUGUGCAUGUGCAUUGCACCGUGUGGACAUUUAUGUAUGGCCAUUGUUCUUUAUGCUGUUAUAACAGUGUGGUACUCAGGAGACUGACGUGAUGCACGGGAACAUGUGGAACAUGACGGAACGUACAUGUCAUUCUCAUAACCUUUAUGAUUGUUGAGCAAUGAUUAUUGGAAUAAAUGUACAAUAUAGUUUUAGUCAACAGGACUUUAUUGAUGUUUCUCUGACUGUGAUGUGAUAAAAUCUCCAACCUUUCCAGGA
Molecule: messenger RNA, 2750 nt
Organism: Esox lucius (northern pike)
Lineage: Eukaryota; Metazoa; Chordata; Actinopteri; Esociformes; Esocidae
Gene: rangap1b
Product: Ran GTPase activating protein 1b
Exons: 16
Coding region: 216-1850 (544 amino acids)
Biological process (GO): activation of GTPase activity; nucleocytoplasmic transport; signal transduction
Cellular component (GO): perinuclear region of cytoplasm; nucleus; cytosol
Molecular function (GO): small GTPase binding; GTPase activator activity
Source: RefSeq, a predicted model, not a curated record